Messenger RNA from Bactrocera neohumeralis, 11501 nucleotides. RefSeq names its product phosphatase and actin regulator 2. Lineage: Eukaryota; Metazoa; Arthropoda; Insecta; Diptera; Tephritidae. Gene Ontology annotation, molecular function: actin binding. The coding region runs from base 795 to 4016 and encodes 1073 amino acids. Gene Ontology annotation, biological process: actin cytoskeleton organization. The record is from RefSeq and is a predicted model, not a curated record. The transcript is spliced from 13 exons.
UCGUCGUACAAGAAUAUUGUGUGUGAAUAUUUUGCGCGAUUUUUUUUUUAAUACAUUGUGACAUUCGGGCGGAAAAUACAAUGAAGUAGCCGAUUUGCCGGUUGUUAUUUUAUCUAUUCAGCUAUUUUAAUAGUUUGUGUGUGAGGACUUUUAGUUGCGAUAAACAAUAAGUUAAAUAAGAAGGUGCGUGCCCGUGGCGCUAUACAUCAAUGGCUGCUGGUAUGUGAGUUUAGCGUCAUGACAUAAGGAGCAAGCCAGUGUGUGUGUGUAACUGUGUAACUGUGAAGAAGCCAUCAAUAAAGUGAGUGAUAAAUCGAGAUAUCGUGCAAAGUGGCCAUAAAAGUGUUUACAUGUGUUUACUAUCAAUUAAAAAGUGUCACAGCACUCAAGGCGAUGAAGGAGCCGAUAAAUAUUGAUGCGCUGCUCUAAAUGCUUCCGUCACCCCCCAGUGUUUCGUAAAUAAAUAACACCCUGCAGAACAGGAAGAAAAUUUCAUUGAGUUCUUGUGUGAGUGCGCGUGGAAGGAAUACGGUCAUCGCGUGUCACGAAAGCGUUCGAUGAGCAAUCAAAAGAAAAGUAAAGAAAUCACAUGAAUAAUUCAAUAAGGAAACACAAAGUGCAAUAUAAAUUGAAAGUCGCGUACUUAUGGGCAUUGCUACGCCGCUCAAACGCCCCAUAAAUGACCUGAACAACAAUAAUUAGUUUGAAACUUAAAAAAAUAAUAAUAACAAAUUAAAAGUGCUAAGAAUCCACACAGCAGUGGUAAGACGACACAAAACAACAGAACCGUCGCUAUGUCGAUGCGCAGCAAUAAGUUGAACUCGUCACAGUCGGCGUAUCCGCCGCCGCCGCAAUCGCCGCAGCUGCAAUACCUGCCGCACCAUCAGCAUCAACAGCAGCAGCUGCUGCAGCAAUUGCAACAGCAACACAAAUUCCAGCAGCAGCAACAGCAGCUGUCACAAUCGCCGCCAAGCGUCUCACAGCAGCAUCAGCACCAGCACCAGCCGCCCAACGCCACCAACAGUCGCAACAACUUGGCCACACUGGUCGCGGCCAUCAACAAUGAGAACGGCUAUCAGCUGUCGGCGGCCACGGGCAACUCGCCAGCCAUAAAUGUGACGUCGCCACCCUCGUAUUCCGCAGCCAUCGCGGCUGGCAACGGCGCAGGCGGUGGCGGUGGUGGCGGCGGCAGCAUGAGCGCGCCCAUAUUGGAGGGCCAUAAAACGAAUGCUUCACCAUUCCAGUUUCUAAAUCACUACCAGGCACAGGAGCUGGCCAACUUGCCGAACUCACAGUUGGUGGUGGAUGGCGGCGGUGGUGUGGUUGCUGAGGAGGAUGUCGAUGAGUUGGAUCCGCAGCAGCAGUUGUGUGUGGUUGCCAAAAUGCAGAAGUCUGUAACGAUUACCGUUACGCCGCAGCGCAGCAACUCCAUGGACUAUUUGAAUUUUGAGGAGAAACGUCAAUUGAUCGCUUCGUCACUAUCCCUUUCGGAUAUCUUGCAUUGUAAUCCAGCUGCGGCUGGCAAGGAGGCGGCUGCCAAUGCUAAUGGUGAGUUGUCCCCAAACCACCAAAAUCCACAAUUCUCCACACUGCAAUCCCCCAAAAAGCAAAAUGGUGCUGCCCUGCGUACAAACAGUCUCGGCUCCGGCACACGCACACCCCCGCUCGAGCGCAAAAGCAAGUUGAGUGCUUUGGGGCGAUUCUUCAAGCCGUGGAAGUGGCGGCGGAAAAAGAAGAGCGAAAAAUUCGAAGCAGCUUCCAAGUCACUUGAACGCAAAAUAUCGGUACGUGCCAAUCGUGAGGAGCUUGUGCAGAAGGGUAUACUGCUGCCAGAGAGUCCACUGGGGAACAUACAGGAGCCAGGUGAGGACGUGUACUACAAUUCCAAUGCCAACACAUCCAACAACAUGGCCAACGGCUCCAUCCUUUCAGUCGCCAAUAAUAAUAACAACAACAAUAACAGUAAUGGCAGCGCACUGCAAAAUUCCAUAAACACCACCACAGCUGGCAGCGCCGGCGGCGCGCUCAUUAGCCAGCAGCAGUUGCAACAGCAGCAGCAGCAGCAACAGCAACAGCAGCACCAAAUGGUGAACGUACCCACAUCCAUAUCCGUGCAACAGUUCAAUGCAAUGAACGGUGGCAACAACAACAACGGCAGUAAUAACGGUGGCGGCGGUGUCAACAAUUCCAGCGGCAGCAACGGUCAGAACGGUGGCGGCGGCGGCGGCGACGCAUCACCCAUGUCGAACGUGCCGCACUCGCAGUCGGCGCCACACCAGCUGGGGCAGCCGCCGCCGCUAACGCCGCUGGCACAGCAUCAUCAGGCGUUGGCGCAACAGUUGCAGCAACGAUUUGCCAUAAGCAAUAAUAAUGAAACCAGAAAAGACAAGACUGAUGCACCACACGGUGGUAAUGGCGCGGCGCUAUCACCCAAUACCGAACAGCCAUCAGGUCAGAGUUCAUUGCUGCCACCACACGGCGGUGGCAAUAGCGGCGCGCAAUCGAAUUACAAUCACGUGACACACCUCACUGGUGGCGUUGGUGGUGGCGGUGGCGGGAAUGGUGGCAACAGCGGCGGUCGUGAUCAGCAUGACGGCGCUCCACGCACACAGAAUUCCAAAUUGGAACGCCCCAAUACGCUCGGCACCGGCAAGGUGUCACGUCGCGUAAACAUUUGUUAUCACAAUGAGCACUAUCCCGAUGGCGGCGCUGCAGUGAACAAUGUAAUCGGCGGACCGCCCGGCAGCACACCGCCACCGUACACGGCCGAUGGUAAAAUGACGAAUGCCCAAGGUGGCGGUGGCGGCGGCGGCGGCAGCGGCAAUGUGGGGGCUGGCGGUGUUAUGCUCUCCGAGUUGCCAGAACCACCGAUACCAGUGUCCGAGAUUGGUCCAAUCCCACCGCCGCCCAUGUUCUCCACACCGAGUCCAACAUUGAUAGCUGGGCGCGCUCAUGGGCCGGGUGCGAUGAAUGAUCAAGGUUAUCAGGAUUAUGAUUAUGACGAUCAAGAGCCUGACGACGACCAGCUAGACUCGGAUGAGGAGUAUAUGUUCCAGUUGCGGCAGCAACAACAAUCAUUACAUCCCAAUCAUGUCGAUACACAGCGCGUUGAGGAAAUUCCAGCCAAAGAGCCAAAACCAAAUGCAGUUCCUCUCAAGUCGGCGCUGAAGAAGAAGCCCGGCCAAACGUCCACCUCAUCGCCGGCCACGCCCACACAGGACCACAGCAAUGCCAAUGGCAAUGUGCAGCAAGGUGGUGGCGGCGGCGGCGGCGGCGGUCCAGCAACAUCGGCCAGUCAGCGCCCGCUGGUGGUGCGUCAAGACGCAACAAACAGUUAUUCGCUCAAGCCAAUACUACGACCACGGAUUAGAAUAUGCAGGCAGCAGGUGUUCAACAUCAAUCUGCCGUGCACCGUCGAGAACAAGGAGAACACUCGGCCGUUUGUGAUACGCGAGAGCAGCAGCGACAGCGACGAGGGCGACGGGCGCAUACUCUAUCGCGACGACGACAAUGACCGGCAGGCGAAGAUUGCGCGCAAGGAGUCACUGUCGCUGAAGCUGCAACUGCGGCCCGACAAGCAGGAUCUGAUCAACCGCAACAUUCUGCACCAGGUGACCGACAAUGAGAUCAAGGAGUCGAAGGAGGCCAUUGGCGCACGUCUCAUACGCCGACUGUCGAUGCGACCCACUGCCGAGGAGUUGGUGGAGCGCAAUAUUUUAAAGACACAAUCACCCGCCGAAGAGAAGAAGCAAAAGGAGGAGAAGAAAUCGUAUUUGCUGCGAAAAUUGAGUUUCCGACCCACCGUCGAGGAGCUGAAGGAGAAGAAAAUCAUCCGUUUCAACGAUUACAUUGAGGUGACACAGGCGCACGACUACGAUCGGCGUGCGGACAAGCCAUGGACAAGACUGACGCCGAAGGAUAAGGCUGCCAUACGCAAGGAAUUGAAUGAGUUCAAAUCGUCGGAGAUGGCGGUGCACGAGGGUAGUCGGCAUUUGACGAGGUUCCAUCGGCCAUGACAAAUGCAAGGGCAGCAAACGACACUUGCAACAGCAGCCACGUCAGCAGCAACAUCAGCGAAAAACUCAUUUUCCAAAUGCAACCAACACAAUUUUGUGCUCGAACAGCAAAAGCGGCAGCAACAACAACAGCAGCAAAAGUUCGAGCGUGAUGGCAUAAAAACGAGAAAAUGAAAUAUAAGAAAAUAAAAACAAAAAAAUUCCCAAAAAAAAAUUCAAAACUUCACAGAAAAAUGGAUAAAAAAAAUUGAAAAAAUGAAAUGCUCAAAGACGGCAAAGCAAAAUUGAAACAAAAAAAAAACGAACACAACAAACACACAGAAAAAAUGUGAAUUAGAUUGUUGAAAGGAAAUGAGCAUGAGAGUAGAAGAGGUUAGGAGAAAACAAAGACAAAUUGCAAAAAAUGGCAAAUAAAUUUCUAUUUCUACAGUAAAAAGUUAGUAAACGAUAAAAGUAACAAAAACAAAAACAAAAACAACUGAAAAUAAGUUAAAGCAUAGAAGAAGCCGUUAGCAGGCGCGAAGUUUAAAGUAUAAACGCUAAGGCAGUAAGGCGACCAAAAGCCAAUAAAUAAGUAAAUAAAUAAUAGCAUAAAGUUGACGACAGUAGUGACAGUAACAAACGCAACAACAACAGCAACAGCCAACAGCAGUAGCAGUUUCUAACGAUUUAGCAUUUGGGGUUUCAACACUACAACAACUGCAGCGAAAGCAGACGAGAAAACGAAAGCAAAAACAACCAACAACAAACAAUAAUAAAGUACACAAACAAAAUGGACAACAGUGCUACUGAGCAACGCUUGUACGGCAGCUUGUCCGGCUUUGCCGGGAGCUGAGCAAUGCGCAUCAGCGCUAAAUACCUGCUUAUUUGUCGUCGCUGUGGCAGAAAGGCAGCAAAUCCACUUAGCGCCACGACGGCAGCCGCGCAGGACAGCAAAUGUGCUGUGGACGGACGGACGGACGAGCUUAGUGCCAUGCUGUGGCGGGAGAAAAGUGUGUGUGUGGGCAGCAAAUUGCUCAGCACGAGUUUAGACAGACGAGUCAGUGCCACAAAAAAUAUCCAUUCCAAUAAAAACAUACGGCCACAACAACAACAACACCAGCAACAACUAAAGCAGUUAUGCAAAGAAUUUCGCCAUGGUGAUAGUAAUUUUCCACAACAACAACAACAGCGACGAUACUAAACUCGAACUGCAACAACAACGGCAACGGCAAGCAGUAAUGCCACUAAUGACAAUUAUGCCGGUGCAGCUGUGCAGCAGCAACAACAACUACAACAAUAUAAAGCAGUAGCCAGUAGAAUUUUAAUUUGUCCAUUAUGCUGCCGUAAAGUUGAAUGGCGGCGCGCACUUUCGGACAUUUGAAGCACACUUAAGCAUAUUAUUGUUAUUUACAUUGCAGCAGCGAGCAGGGGUCCAGCCGGGCGCUCAUUGAACGACAUGACGCAAAGUUUUCCACCAGCACUUGUCUGCGAAACUGUUGCAGCAGCAUUUUCCACUUGCCCUUUAUGUUAAGUUGCAUUGUUGUUUGUCUUUUGUAGCGCUUGUUUACAUGCCCCGCAAAAUGCGAGCCCCGAAUAUUUCAUUAUAUAUACAUAUGUAUUCUAUUCUAAAUGUAAUUUGUAACUAGCAAACGUAAUUGUAAUUCGUACAAUAAAUCUGUUUUGUAAACUUAAUAUCUCUAAGAACAAAUAAAACCGAAAAGUACUCACAGCAAUGACAGACUCAAAAAAGAAAUAUUAAAUUAGAACUUUGAAACACCGUUGAGGAGGCAAAUAUAAGCCGCACACUUACAUUUGAAGUGCUGUGAAUAUUUAUGCUCGAGUCAAUGGAAGGGAACAGAACAUUUAUGCGAAGUCAAUAGCAGGGAACAGAAGAUGUGUGCGAAGGCGGUCUAAAGCAAUGGGAAGAUUGAGUUUGUUGUGGUGACUGCAAUGAGGCCCAAUAAACGAAUCGAAAAAUUGGAGCGCGUUUCUUUGUGUUAUCGUAUACUCCGAAUCGGCAUUAUUGUAAUGUGCAGGCAAGCCUUGCCAAAAGCUUAGCAUAGAGUUUCUUACGGUACCGCGUCUGUAGAUUUUUUUGGCACCGGAAAGAAAAUUUUAUAAUAGAAAGAGCUUCAGUACCGGGUCUGUAGCGUGUUUUGGAACCCGAAAGUAAUUUUUUCAAAUGUUUGUUGUUGUUUUUUUUUAUGUUUUUUACGCUUAUUUACUUUCAUCACAGUCGUGAAAGGUUUACACAUUUGGCUUGUUAGCGCUUUUUUUCAAUUCUAUGCUGCAGAAAGUCAAGCAAAACACUCAAAUUUAUACCACAUUUAGUUGAAUAAGAAACUUUGACGAUUAAUAUAAAAUUAUAUUAUUGAAUAAAGUGAAUUUUCGGUGGCGCCAAUUGGGCCCUUGCAGCGUUUAAGUUACAUUCCAUUUGUAUAUAAAGUCAUGCAAGAAAUAACAGAAUAAACAAAACCACACAAGCAAGUGACUCUUCCGCUUCUUUACCACAAUUUCAAGAAAAAAAAACACAAAUUUUUAAACUUUAAAAAAUAUUUUUAAGCGACUUUUUCUGCUUUUAGGGCAGAAUUUCUUACUUCCAAGCGGUGCUCCAAAUUAAAUUAGCUACUGCUUUAUUAUGUAAGUGCUGCUUUUGGCAAAAUUUCGCUGCUAAAUACUAAAACAGCAACAUUUUUUAGAAUUUUUUAACCGUUAUGUGCUGUCAUUGCUGGAGUCAGAGCUUGCAAAACACGUUAUUUUCUGCAGGAAAAUAAUUUUUGAUUGUUUUGCAGAGCGGCGCUGAGUUUGUCAUGUUAAUAAUUAAUAAUUUUUGCUUUUUUUAAUUUUAUAAAUCACUGAUUUGGGCAGUGACAACAACAAAAACAUUCAAAUAUAUCACAUACUCGCUUGUAGCGUGAUUUUAGUAUUUUUAUUGACGAACAUGGAUUUCCUAGUAAUUUUAAAAACAUUAAUAAGCCACAACAGGAAUAUUAAAAUAAUAAUAAUUGGAAAUAUUUCGAGCUGAGGCGAUUUCUAGAAAUUUAAUUCAGUUCUUGCUUCAAGAUUCAGUUUUUUUUUGUAUUUUUUGUUUCUUUUUUUUCUGUAUUUUCCAUAAUAUUUUACUUACUAAUUUUGUAUUAAUUUUUUUGUAAAUUAAAAAUAUUUUUUUAAAUAAGUAAUUGUCCAAAUGAGAAAAACAAUUUUAAAUUUAAAAGUGCACACCGCGCAGACAUACACACAUAUAUUUCUGUUUACAAACAUAUUUGUUAGCUUUAAUUAAAAUUAAUAAAUCAACACACAUACAUACAUACGUAUUUAUUGUACAAAAUUACAACGGCGUAGGCCAAAUAUACAUACAUACAUAUACAAGUAUGUACCUGCAUAUGUUUGCAUAGAGUCAGCUGUGUUUGAUUGGAUUUUCUUGCAAAAAGUACUGCUUAAUAUUUUGUAUAACUGUAUUAAACAUACAAACAUACAUACUUACUAAUAUUUGCUUAUGUAUAUCAUAUAUGCCGCUAUGUGUGAGCAUUUCGCAAAUGCAAAAAACAAAACAUAUUAAUAACUGUUUAAUAAAUUGCAAAUUAACACAUACACACACAUAAAUUAGUAUGUGUAUUUAUGUAUGAAACGAGGCAGAAGGCGACAAAGUCAUUUGUGAAGUCAACGCAGAACCAGAUAUUAAUUCGUAAAUGCGCUUGUACGAGUAUUGUAGCGAAAAUGUGUUAAAAUAAAAGCGUAGAGUGGAGUGUUGAAGCUUUGCAACAACAAAUAAACGCCGCUCGGUCAUAAGCAAUAAGCCGACAAGCGAGUUCUGCUCCCACAAAUAUUUUAUUAAGUUUAAUAUUGUGUCAAUAACUACUUGACUACUGUACUGUUAUAGCAGUGAACUACUUUUUUCUUAACAUAUCGUUAAUUGUACGAGUUUUACAUAUAAUUAGGUUUGUUAAUUCUGUGUUUCUUUUUUUUCGUUUUUUAUUUUUUUUUUUUUUUUUUGCGAUUACCAAAACUGUUUGUGUAAUUAGUAAAGAAAAGCGCUACUUUCCGUUAAUCAUAUUCGAUUGAAAUGUAAUUAUUGCUAAUUUUAAGGUAUAUUAAAAUUCAUUUAAUUGUAAUUAAACGUUAAAUACAAAGAGAGCGAAUAGUAGGUGGGGAGAGGAGAGUAGCAACCAAGUGAAAAAAUUAUAUUGCAAAUAAAUGCAAAACAAAAUACAAUUGAUCAUUAUGAUAAAUUUUAAAUGAUAAUGAAUAAACAUACAUACAUACAUACAUACACAGAAAUGCAUAAAUACAUAACUGUAAAUGCAAAUAUAAUUAAUUGAUAGUAUUGACAAAGAUUUGUACUAUUACAAGAUACGAAAAGAAAAAAAAUUCAAUGAAAAUAAAAAUAAAAACAAUAAACAUUUAAAUUGAUUUAAUUAAAAUUAAAAUUUCUCUUUUUAUUUACUGCUUUGCUUCUACCACCAUCAUCAUCAAUGCCAUGUUUUCUCACUGCUGAGCAUUGUGCGGAAGAAAUAUGUAGAAUACGGUCUCUGGUAGUCUUUUGCAUAUGUACAUAUGUGUGGAUUUUAAUUAUAUUUAGUAAUUUUUUAAUAGUAAAGAAUAUCUAAGAACGGCGAUUACCGACGAGAAUGGCACUUUCGAUCCUCAAUAUUUUGAAAUUCUGAAAAACUUUGUAUUUUUAUGUGAUGGUAAUCAGCUCAUAGUUAGACCUCGAGUUAUUUGUCAGAAAUAAAAAAAAAUAAAAUAUUUUAAGUUGAAUUUUCAAGCCAAGCGACUUAAUAUAUUAGUUAUAUAUGUAUUUCUAUUAAACUCCUAAACUCUUAAUCUCCUAAAACUUUUUUCGAAACCAAUUCCAUACAUUUGGUAAACAUAAGCCGCUUAAGAGGGUAUUCUAGCCAAGAAAUUUUAAAUAUCUAAAAUUGUUUUCUUGCAUAUUUUUACAGUUUAGAAAUUCAAAAAAAAAAUUUUCCAUACAGUCGCCAUUUCCAUAGUUCCAGACAUUGCGACAAUAUUCUAGUUUAAGUUUUUUUUCCGAUUCAUUUCAAACUUUCUACACAUUUUGACAUAUAAAAUAAAGGCUCCCAUCGUUUAGUAAUUUUUUUACAUUAAGGUUGUUUUCCACCCACAAAAUGGCGGAAUUUUUAGUGGAGAAUAACAGUUUAGACUUUAAAUGGCCGCCAAAAAUUUUUAAAUUAAUAAAAAUAUCAGAGAACGUUGAGGGAAAUAUUUGGCUAAAAGUUAACUAAUUUUUCUUGGUUUUUUGUUUUCGGAUAUUUUCCAGCCGAGUUAUGGUGAACACCUCUAAUUGUUCUUUUUACAAGACGUUUUGGAGGAAGCUCUGCUACCGGCAUCAAUAUUUCUGCAUUAAAAACUACCCCAUAUUGGCAAAAGUGUGCUCAAUAAUGUAGAAAAGGUCCGAAUAAAAUUACUCAAUCCAUAUUUAAGAAAUAAAUUCACAUAAAAGUCUUUUUUUUUACCUUGAAACCCUAACCGUUCCCUUCAUUAACUAAUCUCGUUCGCUAGUUUGCAUCUGGUUUUUGUAGAUCUCGUUAAAUAAUUCGAAGCUGUUAUAAAAUUUAAAAACUCAUUUUCUUCUUUCACUCUUUUACCGCUUCAACUGCAUCAUCAUACUAUGCUUACUUAUAAUAUCUUCAUGCUAAACUCAGAAGCAUGAGAAAAUUAAAAACUGAAAAAUAUUACAAAAAUUAAUUUCCUAUUGGCAUAAUUAUUAUAUAACCUAAAAUAAAAGCAAAUUUUAAACUCAAAGCUGCGUAACUAAAAGCAACUUUUUAACUGCAAGCAAGCAACUUUGUAAAAAUAACAUUUUUUUAAACAAAUUAUAAUUCAAUAAAAAAUUUUGCUUUGUUAGUAAACUCGCUCAGCGACCAUUUCAUUUUGUAUAUUCAAAGAAUGUUAAUGUACAUUAUGUUAAUGCUCACUGCAGCCAGAAAAACGUUAACAUUCGCCGCUACAGCCUUUGAAUAUGGUUCACUACAGACAUGCAUAUGUUAACAUACUCUGCUGCAGCCUAACAUUUUCUGGUAAAGUUGAUUGACCUAUAGAAUAGAGCUGUUAAUGUAAACGAAUGGACAGGCUUUCUAGGUAUAAAUAUAAGUAUGUGGCAAGCAACUCUUCAAAGUGAGUCAAACAAAAUUUUAACAUAUUGAAAACAAAUAUAUUUGAUAACAGAAUAAAAAUAAUCGAAUAAAAAUUAUCGAUUUAUCGUAUACAACAAUAAAUAACCACUAAAGAGAAUAACGAAAAACUUCACAUUAAAAAGUUUCAGUAUUCUAAAGUAUUUCUAUACAACUUUUGGUAGUAUCUAAAAACACGUAAGCAUAAGAAUGUAGACCCAACAAGCUAGAAAUAUAAAAGAGGGUUUCUAAACAUAUUUUCACUAAAAAAGUGCACAGGUGCAGCUAUGAAGGCUUGAUUCACUAACACAUAUGUAUGUAAAUAUAUUCUAAAAAAGAAAAAGAAAAAAACAAUUAAAAUAAGCAAAAUUGUGAUUAUGAGUGGAUGUAAUUGAAAUCAAGCGGACCGACCGUAGAAUAAAUGGAGCAUGUUUGCUUUUUUUAGCUGCCUGUCUUUUAACACUAUGCGCUUAGCCUCAGUUAGCAUAUAUGGAGCAUAAGAUUUCGUACGCUUUUCAUAGUCAAUUCGUCUAUGUAGUGUUGGUAUGUAUAAGAUUACGUUAUGUGCGCAAAAUCCGAAGUUCCCGAGUUUCUGAAAAUACUGAUAAAAUAAAUGGAAUUCCAACAAGCUUUCGGGCUUUGCGAUGGAAAAUCAUAAGAACAAGACAGCCUCUUUCUAAAAAGGAAAAAAAAACAAAAUUAUGAAAAACUGUUCUUUUUUUGACGGGUAUUUUGCUACAAAACACAGACUAUAAUUUUUAUACUUCUAUCUCUAUAAAGUAUAAUAUUAAGGUGUUGUUCAGAGAGAGCCUCCGAUUUCCAGCUCCUCAAAUGGUUUUUGAAAUUACCAAUAUUAGAAGCAGCAAUCCCAACAACCAACGCCUUUAAGAAAGGUAGAUGUUUAAAUUAUAGCGCGGCUCAUUGAUAUGUGGUUCGUAGUAUCGAAAUUUUGUUAGAACACCCUAAAACGCACACACACUUUACGCCGGUGUUUCAGUAAAUGUUUUUGUAAAAGAAAUUAAAUAAGAUUGGAACGGUUAGAAGUGAUAAAAGCAGACGUAAAUAAUUUAAUUGAAGGCAGUUUGCAAAAUUUGCAUACAAAAAAUUGUCAAAUAUUUGCGAUUGUCCUGUAAGAGUGUGUAACCCUUUUCUAUGAGAGCAAAUAAAUUGCGAAAAUUGCAAAAACAAAUUAGAAGAGUUCAUGUUGUAAUACAUACAUACAUACUUCUCUACUGUAUGAAUAUUCAUCAAAACAAAAUGAGUAACUAUUACACAACAGCAAUAACAAUAACAAAAUAAAAAAAUUAAAAUUAAUGAAAAAUGAACAAUUGUAAGAAAAAUGAAUAAAAACAUUAAAAAAGAAAAAAAA